AUGAUGAUUUUGGAAUUACUUUCAAGUACAGGAAUUUUUAAUGAAGAAUGGAGUGAUUGGAAAGAUAUUUUUGAAAGUCGUUUAAAAGAGAAUUUAUGGUUGUUUGAAUUACCAAGAUCCUCAUCAGAUAUUGAAAAUGGAAUAGAAACAGAGGAUGGAUUUCCUUUAACUAUGACUCAAUCGGAAAAAAUGUUAUUUGACCGGAUCAAGAAUGUUUUACUUUCUAAUUUUUUAACUCAUCCACCGCAUACUGUGCAGCGUUUAGCAGAACUUCUUUUAACACCUAAAUUGCAUUACAAUUCAUUGUCUAAAUAUUUAAGAGCAGUAGAGAAGACACUUAUGGUAACGUCAACAACAGCAGAUUUUAAAGUACAUGAUACAGAUUCUCAACACCAAAAAAUGAAUCAUAGUGAUUCUAGUGCACCAAACUUAACACCUGUUCCAUGGAUUUAUUCCUCUGAGAAUUCAAGUUAA
Molecule: messenger RNA, 474 nt
Organism: Pneumocystis murina B123
Lineage: Eukaryota; Fungi; Ascomycota; Pneumocystomycetes; Pneumocystales; Pneumocystaceae
Exons: 4
Coding region: 1-474 (157 amino acids)
Biological process (GO): protein dephosphorylation
Cellular component (GO): cytoplasm; nucleus; protein phosphatase 4 complex
Molecular function (GO): protein phosphatase regulator activity
Source: RefSeq, a predicted model, not a curated record